Molecule: messenger RNA, 1064 nt
Organism: Fopius arisanus
Lineage: Eukaryota; Metazoa; Arthropoda; Insecta; Hymenoptera; Braconidae
Product: Son of sevenless 2
Exons: 4
Coding region: 98-769 (223 amino acids)
Source: RefSeq, a predicted model, not a curated record
UUCUCAGUGCUUGUCGAAUGGAAGACAUCAACACUCUUUUCUUUAAACAAAUUUUAAUAGAUAUUUAAAUUUUCCAUGGUAGGCUUAGUGCCAUAAUAUGACCUCAAUCACUCUGGGAUUUUUUCUUAUUUGCGUUGUUUGUGGAAUAACUGGUCAACAGAUUCCCGUGCAAACUCUCCACGCAGUUGACAAUCGCAUAAAAGCCCAGUACCCCUCCGAGUCCAGAUACCCUGAUCAGAAUACCAAAAGAGAUUUCAAACGUGAGAAGCUCAUGAAAAUCCGAGAAUUGGAAACACAACGUAGUAGGCGACAACUCGAAGAAAAAAAGAGAAUCCAUGAAGUGAACAGGUUAAAACAUCAGAUGUCUGAUUCAGCUCAGCCGGCUGAAGCCAGAAGGCACCACUCAGUUUAUAAUCCUCUCACCUGGACCGAUAUCUUCGUGGAUGUUUUAAUAGGACAUGGGAGGCCUGGAGGUUUUCACAGAGUUCAUCGUCGUUCGAAAAAAAAGAAGAUGAAGAAAAUGCCCCACAAUGGAAACUUUCAAUUUCAUAAUCAACCACAUGUGAGCCAUUUUGGAAAUCCUGGCUGGUAUUCCGUAAGUCAUGGAGUUGUAAUUUCUUUUGAAGGGAAUCUCCAUCCCUACGAAAUAAUCAAAAACUUUGCCGACAUGGCCCCACAACCGGACUUAUUUUCCUGGUUCAAGCCAUCUCAAGGAUUCCCUCCAAUCCAAAAUAAAAUUGCACCUGGAUUCCAUGACAGCGCACGAUAAAAAUUCCAAGAAAAAAUAAUGACAAACAUGGUCGACUUCAGAGCAAGAAAUGGAAGCGUCAUCAGCAGAAAAAUAUCAACAGAGUAGCAAUGAUUUGCAGAGUGAUUUUUCAUAUAGUAUAUCGAUUAGCAAGGCAAUUAGUUCAAGCUAUUUCGCAGAAACGCAUCAUUACAAUUGCACAUAAGCGAUUAAUUACGAUAGAUAUUAUCAUUUGUCAAUCGUCAUAUUUUAUGAUUUUUUUUUCAUGUGAAAUUACGAUUUUUAUGACGAAAUAAAGAAAGAUUUCCAAUGGUAA